This is a messenger RNA of Mercenaria mercenaria, 1593 nucleotides long. RefSeq lists its product as uncharacterized. The record is from RefSeq and is a predicted model, not a curated record. NCBI's taxonomy places the organism in Eukaryota, Metazoa, Mollusca, Bivalvia, Venerida, Veneridae. The transcript has 13 exons. The annotation marks the transcript as partial. Gene Ontology annotation, molecular function: RNA binding.
UAACGAGCCACUUACAAAAACGACUGUAAUUUAAUAGCCACAUUCGAAACGGAUGGCAACAGGACAUAUGACAUAGGAUUUGUUCAACAAAUACCAUUAAAGUAGACAAAAUGGGUGUAGACAUACAAACGUACCGCGCAAAAAUCGGAACUUUCAGGCAUUCAUGUGGCAUUGACGUGGUUACAUUUGUACUUGUGGUCAACUUUAGUUAUGGUCUCAAAGCUGUUGGCAGUCUUUUAUUCAUUGGAGUUCUUCUUAUGAUGGCAGGCAUUGAACCAAAUCCAGGACCUACGGAAUCAGGAAAUACUCAGUCGACGAAGAUAAAAGUAACAGGUAUACCAAAGACAGCAGACGCCGAAAUUCUUACCUUUUUCUUUGAAAACACAAAAAGAAAAGGAGGUGGCACGGUGAAGCAAGUUACAGUUGAUAAUGACAGAAAUUCAGCUAUUGUCGAAUUUGAGAAAGCAGCAGCUGUUGACAGAGUGAUGAAACAGCAACCUAUAAAAAUACUUGAAACUGAAGUAAACGUUCUUGGUGCUGUUGAAUUCGUCUUAAAAAAUCAGCCACUUUUGAUACGCGGAAAAGAAGUGAGUUUGGAAGCAAUAAUCCAUGAAACGGAGGACAAGUUAAAUUCAAUCAAAGUAUCGGGCCUUCCUGAAGGGGCAAUUGGCAAAGCCUGUCUUCAGAUAUAUUUUGAAAAUGUGGACAAAGGUGGUGGAAAAGUAAAGGAAGUAUAUAUCAACAAAGACGAGUGCUCUGCGAUCAUUGAGUUUGAAGAGAAAAAUUCUGUUGACAUUAUUUUGAAGAAGCUGCCAAUAACUAUUCUUGACACUGAAGUGGUUGUAAAACGAUUCAGUGAUAGUACCUCAUUCCCUUGUCCCACAAUGCCUGAACUGCAGGGUAUUUUAUCUCAAGAUAGUACUCAUACAACGGGGACAAUACAGGAAUCGGUUGAAGACAAUUUCCCAAAACCUGAAAAGGCCCGGAUUCCAGAACCCAGCUAUCCUGACGAUGGCAUAGAUGAACCAAAACGAAGAAGUGUUAGAGACAUGGUAUCUGAUUUCAGCAAAGUAGUUGUGGAAAGGUCUUCAAGUGACCAAAAGCUGUCACUAAAUCCGAUGGACACAGUUAGAAAAAAAGGUGAUGACUCCUCAGAAUCUCUGGUAUUGGUAUCUCAAGAUGGUGAUCAUGCAACGGGAGCAGCAGCACAGGAGUCCGUUAAAGCACAUUUGCGAAGCGCUAGGGUUCUAAAACCUGAAAAGCCCCCGAAGCCAGCGAAGAAGCCAACAAAACGAGAGCAUAAUUUCGAAAGACCAGGCAUUGAUCACAAGUAUACAGAUGGUGAACGUAACACGUCUCAGUUCCUGACAAUGCUAGAUAUUGACAUUUCUAGUAAUUCACAACAGCAGAAAAUUAAAGUUACAGAUGAUGGCAAUAGUGAAUCAGGUCCUAACUUAAGCUUCUGUUCUGAAGUUUCUGGAUUGAAAUGUCUUGGAAAUAGAAAUGAUACAACACGAACAGAAUUGACAAAUUGUAAAUCCAGUCCACCUGUCCUCAAACAGGUUGCUUCUGUUGGUAGUUAUCCAGUGACAG